CCUGGAUGGCACUUCAGAGUCGGGUCGCCCCUCACCGGCGUCCACCCGGCAGCACCCGGAUGAAAUGGUUCGGGGUCCCCGACUGCCGCCAGGGCCUGGGUGGGACCCAGCGCGCCUCCGGGGGGAAGCGGGAUCGCCCCUAAGAGCCCGGGCCUGCGGGGGCGGGGCGUCCUGGGCACCGGGGAUUGGCGUGCCGGGCGCUGCCUCCCGUCGUGCACUGGGGUGCCGGCACUCACCCGGAAGGAGAAGCGGGGACCGGCUAUAUGGUGGGGCGCUGGCGCUGUGUCGAGUGGGUGCUGCUGUCAGGAGCCAGCCGGGAUCAUUUGUUGGCAGUACGUAUUGGCUGAAGUCAGUUUUCAUUUCAAGAUGUUUUCUUGCAAUGGGCUUUUGAUGUAGGAUGUUGGAGAACCAAGAGCAGGAGGAGGUGAUCACUGUGCGUGUUCAGGACCCCCGGGUGCAGAAUGAGGGCUCCUGGAAUUCCUACAUAGAUUAUAAGAUCUUCCUCCAUACCAACAGCAAGGCCUUCACUGCCAAGACAUCCUGUGUGCGUCGCCGCUACCGCCUGUACCGGAACUUCCUGGGAAGUCAACCUUCUUUGGCAGCUCAGAUGAGUUCAUUGAGAAGCGACGACAAGGUCUGCAGCACUUCCUCGAAAAACAUUAAAAAAAAAAAAAAGGAGAAGAUGGGGUUGGGGAGAACAGAGCUUCAGGGUGAUGCCGCGUGCUGUCCUACCUGUGUUUGCCCCAGGGUCCUGCAGAGUGUUGUCCUCCUGUCAGACAGCCAGUUACACCUCUUCCUGCAAAGCCAGCUUUCCGUGCCUGAGAUAGAAGCCUGUGUCCGGGGCCAAAGCCGCACGACCGUGUCUGACGCCAUUCUUCGCUACGCUAUGUCAAACUGCGGCUGGGCCCAGGAAGAGAGGCAGGGCUCUUCUCACUUGGCUAAAGGAGACCAGCCUAAGAGUUGCUGCUUUUUUCCAAGAUCGGGCAGGAGUAGUUCUCCCUCAACGCCUCCUGAGGAAGAAAAGGACCAUUUUGAGGUGUGGGCUCCUGUUGUUGACUCUGAGGCUCCUUCCUGGGAAAGCCCCCCUCUCCUUCCCCCUACCUCACCAUCAUGCUGUGAUUUUGCAAGACCUGAUGAAGGACCCUGUGCUCCCCAGCCUGUGAGGAGGUCUUUGGGAGGGGACCAUGCUCUACCUUUGGAUCCUAGUCAGUUAGAAACAGUUUUAGAAAAGUGAGUUCUGGUCUGAGCUCUGGGUUCUGCUCUGAAGUGGACAGAGAAGACGCAGGCAAGGGGAUGCAGGCACUUGGGUGGGAUUGGAUGGACCUAGGGCAGUUGGGGAGGUUGGGCUGCUUCGUGUUUUACAGUUGCCUCUGCUCAGGUUGGUUGCAUAGAGGUUGGUCACGACGAUAACUUAAAUUUCCUCCAUAGGAAUAAACAGUAUGCAGAUGUUUAUAAAUUAAACAUAAGAUCCAGGGGCUGUUGAUUUUGAAUAGAGUCCCGUGUUUACUCCCUUGGGAGCUGAGUUUAUUUAGAUGUUUGUUAAUGGGCCCCUGAGCACUGACUGCCUCAGGUUACUAGUUUGGGGGACCUGUAAGUGGCCGAUUUUAAGCUGCCAUACUGAAUAUUGUCCCAGCAGAAAUGCUUGUGUAGUUGUAUUCCCACUGGCUCUGUUUUGCUGCAGCACUUUGAUUCUGGGAGGCUGGCCUCUUGCCUACCUCCUUGCAUGGACAGGGUGGUGAGUAUUUAUUCUCCCACCUCCUUGCUUUUCCUCCACUAAUACCACUGAAUGGAAUGGUGCUGUGACUCCUGUCGCUAGGGUUUCCUGUAUAUUCCAAGGCCUCAGCCUGGCUGUGUGCGGCCUGAGACCCACAAAACGGGUCACGGCCACCACAGAAGAGAAGUGGCUGUUCGCAGCUGAGGAAGGGCAAACAGCUCAGGGAGCUUUGUUUUGGAAAAGGCUGUCCUGGGCUGCCACUGUCUCUUCUGGUUAUAAAGCAGAGAUGUGAGCAUCUUUUCUGCAGGAUAGAAUGAGCCCUUUCUUUUUUUGAAGCCCUUUUCCCCCUUCGUACCAGCUCCCUGCCUCCCGGGGCUCCCGCCGCUACAGUGCCCCUCUGCGGCGUUGCAGGGCGGCCAUAUGUUCGGUCCAGUGGGGCGCAAGGGCUUUGUUUCUUUCUGGAGAGGGGCGCUGGGGCCGGAGAUGAGGAACAGCGCGCCUUCCUUCAGACAGUGAGCGUUCUGCCUCCUGCUGCCAUCCUUCCUCUCCGCUGAGAGCCGGGCCGGAAGGGGAUUGUGCCGCUGGCAUUCGGCAUUGCUCUGCCCUUGGGUUUGCGUGUGGUUCCUCUCUCCCACUCCUCCCCGUGGCCGUCCCUCUGCGCUCUCUUACCAGCCUGUGCUGUGGGACUGUCAUGGCAUUUAGUUCAGAGUUGAGGGGCUUUGGCCUGAAAUAAAAUUCAACUAUUUAA
Molecule: messenger RNA, 2462 nt
Organism: Myotis myotis
Lineage: Eukaryota; Metazoa; Chordata; Mammalia; Chiroptera; Vespertilionidae
Gene: SNX11
Product: sorting nexin 11
Exons: 8
Coding region: 398-1234 (278 amino acids)
Biological process (GO): intracellular protein transport
Molecular function (GO): phosphatidylinositol binding
Source: RefSeq, a predicted model, not a curated record